UUCGUUAUUGGUAGAAAAAGGAUCGUCGUCAUCAUCUUCAAACAGGAUUCCAAGGAGCGAUGGCCAUGGGAGACGAGAAGGUGAAAAACGAGGCGAUGGAGAUCAUGGGAUUAUUUCAAGUGCUGCCUCGUUUAGUCGUCUUCGAUCUCGAUUACACUCUAUGGCCAUUCUACUGUGAAUGCCGAUCCAAGCGUGAGAUGCCGUCUAUGUAUCCCCAUGCUAAAGGUAUCUUACAUGCACUAAGGGACAAAGGAGUUGACAUGGCUAUUGCCUCUAGAUCACCAUCCAGAGACAUAGCAGAGACUUUCAUUGACAAGUUGGGCAUUAAAUCGAUGUUUGUAGCCCAGGAAAUCUUUUCCAGUUGGUCUCACAAAACAGAACAUUUCAAGAAAAUCCAACAGAAGACUCGAGUGCCGUACGAAUCAAUGCUCUUCUUCGAUGACGAAGAUCGUAAUACAGAAACGGUGUCCAAAAUGGGGGUGACAAGCAUUUUGGUGAACAAUGGGGUGACUCUUGGAGCCUUGAGGCAAGGGCUAACACAAUUCUCCCAAGGUCCAACUUCAACAAAGAGGGAUAGGAAGAAAUGAACCAACACUCUUUUGAGCCUCUUAAGAAUUUAUACACUUGGAUAUUGCUGGGAAUUUGGUAAUUUAAACCGAAUUCGGAUUCGAAAAACUAGUUGAAUCAUGUACCAUCGUACACACACAUUUGUAGUAACUAUGAGACACUAUUUUUUUAUUAACCUGGAUAUCCAACCUGUUAUGCGAGUCAA
Cynara cardunculus var. scolymus (artichoke) is the source of this 772-nucleotide messenger RNA. RefSeq names its product magnesium-dependent phosphatase 1. Bases 60 to 587 code for a protein of 175 amino acids. The record is from RefSeq and is a predicted model, not a curated record. Lineage: Eukaryota; Viridiplantae; Streptophyta; Magnoliopsida; Asterales; Asteraceae. The transcript has 4 exons. Gene Ontology annotation, molecular function: acid phosphatase activity.